AUGCCGCCCUUUCCAGCAUCAUCGAGGGCGGUCGAUGACGGGCCCAUCACUCCCUUGAUCCUACUCCGUGUCUCUCAAGUUGCUGCUAUUGCUGGUCAGCCUAUGCCCGUCGGCGGUGGCGAUCCGGGUUUGGUUUUGGCUCGUGUCUUGCUCGUCCUGCGUGUCUACGACAUUUGCCAUGACGGCGACUGGCUGCAACUGAACCGCACCCAGCUCCCUGCGCUAGGCUAG
Molecule: messenger RNA, 231 nt
Organism: Colletotrichum higginsianum IMI 349063
Lineage: Eukaryota; Fungi; Ascomycota; Sordariomycetes; Glomerellales; Glomerellaceae
Exons: 1
Coding region: 1-231 (76 amino acids)
Source: RefSeq, a predicted model, not a curated record